AAUGUUAUCCCAUCCCACAACACGCAGGUUUAGACGAAGAAAGUCUGUCUAUUUGUAGUUUUUAUUUUAAUAAACGGUAGCAACUUACCCACAAUGCAAUGCUUUGGGUACACACCCUUUGUUGGAAUUAAAGUUUGCUUGCAAGUCAUCUGCAUAAGUCGAUUACAAUAGGGCACAGAAGACUGCCAUGAGCAGGAAACUAUGACACAAGUGCUCAGAAGUCCCUUGACGACCCAUGUGUUAAACACGGCCCAGGGAGCCCCUGCAGCUAACCUGGCCCUGAGUCUAUACCGACUAGAGGGGCCUCCCAGUCUACAGGAGUGGAGACCGCUGACCUGUGGGGUCACCAACUCUGAUGGCAGAUGUCCAGACCUUGUUACUCCUGAAACUUUCACCGCUGGGACAUAUAAGAUGCGAUUUGAAACUGGAAAUUACUGGAAUAAACUUGGAGAGACUAGCUUCUACCCGCAUGUGGAGAUUGCUUUUAAUAUAAUAGAACCUUCUCAGAAGUACCACAUCCCUCUGCUCCUCAGCCAGUUCUCCUACAGCACAUACAGAGGCAGUUAGUGCUAAACCCUGGACCAUGGGGAAACGCAUAUCACAGGCGCUGGAGCAGAACUCGACCAGGGCAGAGCCCAUCUGAAUUCAGACAGUAUGGAAAAUACUGACUGACUAAGCUUUGCAGUUCGAUUGGAAGAUCCACUACUGGAACAGUUCUGCGUUUUUGGCAUUCUACAGUACAGUACACAUUCAUUACCUGACAGAUUUGAAUAGAUUUUGAAAUGCA
Molecule: messenger RNA, 787 nt
Organism: Polyodon spathula (Mississippi paddlefish)
Lineage: Eukaryota; Metazoa; Chordata; Actinopteri; Acipenseriformes; Polyodontidae
Product: 5-hydroxyisourate hydrolase-like
Exons: 4
Coding region: 202-567 (121 amino acids)
Biological process (GO): purine nucleobase metabolic process
Molecular function (GO): hydroxyisourate hydrolase activity
Source: RefSeq, a predicted model, not a curated record